UUAACUAUUACUAUUUACUAUUACCAGCUAGUAGCUACUGCUAGAUUAUAUAAUCCAAUUUGUUCAAUUAGCUUAGCUGGCAUUUUAUUUUCUCGUUUCAAUUUUCCUAACGGAUAAAUUUAUUGUUCCUCGAUUGAGGUUCACAGCAACUUGUUUCUGCUACAAUAAGUAAUACAAUUCAGAAAAUGAGGAUAGCCCUUAUGGUCUCUGGACAGAGUAAAACAUUCUGUAAAAUAUAUGAAAAUUUGAACUAAUAGUACAAUUAACAGGCCGAUUGGAAAUCUUUCUACAGUCAAUCAUCGAUUUUGUUGUUUGCCAGCUCUAACAAUGUAGCCUCCAUAACAACCAUCAACUUAGUAGUAGUAAAGCAAGUCACGAUACUACCCCUUGGUUGCUGCAAUCCAUGAACUGGUAAGGGACUCGUAGAGUUAUCUUGUUGCCCUUUAUUACAAAUAUAAAUGCUUGUGAAUAGUUUCAGAAUCAGGAGUACGAUAAAUAGUUAAUUCAUGCUUAGGCAGAAGAAACCAACAAGGCCUUAGAUUGGGUCAUUCAAACAGAAACAGCAGUAAAUAGAGGUAGAAAAGUAAUGUUAGAUCUUAAGGGGUCCCUUGCCUUUUCAUUGCCUGUUAAACCUGAUCUUCACAUAUAUGCAAACAACAGAACAAAGCACCUACCAGCACCACCCACACCUCCACCUCCCAUAUUUUGAAAGAUAACCCAUGUGAGAGACAAACACAUUCACAGUUCAACUAGUCAGCUAACAUAAGGACCCCACCACCGACACUUCAAUUUUUCUUUUCCCAAAUUUUCCUUUUUUUUUUUUUUAUACCAUACGGCUUGGCUUAAUUACACUUCCACACAUCACUUCCCCUAUACCGCACUUAAAUAUUUAUUGCGCCAUUCCUCAUCAUCACUGCUCCUUCUCCUCCCAACCUCUUAUUUUAAAGUCUUUAUCUUAUUUUCUUCCCUUUCACAUUCUCUACACAAGCAACUAAGACCCAAAAAAGGACGUCUCUCGUUUUCUUAUUUACUUCCAAAAUGCGGCUUCACUUGGAAGUGGCAUUGUUUUAUUCCAUAGCUUCUCUUUUUGCCAUUGCCGGGGCUGAAAAUCCCUACAGAUUCUUCAACUGGAAUGUUACAUAUGGUGAUAUUUACCCUCUUGGCGUUCGUCAAACGGGUAUUCUCAUCAAUGGGCAAUUUCCAGGGCCUGAUGUCCUCUCUGUUACCAAUGACAAUCUCAUUAUCAACGUGUUUAACAGCUUAAACGAGCCUUUUCUCCUUUCCUGGAACGGAAUCCAACAGAGGAGGAAUUCUUUUGAAGAUGGUGUAUAUGGAACAACCUGCCCUAUUCCACCAGGAAAGAACUUCACAUACAUUCUACAGGUCAAGGAUCAAAUAGGAAGCUUCUAUUACUUCCCCUCUCUUGCAUUCCACAAGGCCGCUGGUGGUUUUGGAGGGAUCAGGAUCCUUAGCCGAUCACUAAUUCCUGUCCCUUUCCCAGAUCCUGCUGGUGAUUACACUGUUCUUAUUGGAGAUUGGUACAAGUCCAAUUACACGGAUUUGAAAGCUCAUCUGGAUCGUGGUAAGAAGCUACCUUUCCCUGAUGGAAUACUUAUCAAUGGUCGGGGACCUGGGGGUGCCUUCUUCAAUGUUCAACAAGGAAAAACAUACAGGCUUAGGAUAUCAAAUGUUGGAUUGCAAAAUUCUCUCAAUUUCCGCAUCCAGAACCACAGGUUGACGUUGGUAGAAGUGGAGGGAACACACACUUUGCAAACUACCUACUCUUCAAUAGACCUUCACCUUGGUCAAUCAUGCUCUGUUUUAUUUACAGCUGAUCAGCCUGCACAAGACUAUUACAUUGCGGUCUCCACUCGCUUUACCAACCCGGUUCUCAUCGGUACAGCAACUCUUCAUUAUAGCAAUUCUGCUGGCCCUGUCUCUGGUCCUCCUCCUGGUGGACCUACCAUCCAAAUUGACUGGUCUUUGAACCAGGCCCGCUCUAUCAGGACAAACCUUACAGCAAGUGGACCAAGGCCUAAUCCUCAGGGUUCAUACCACUAUGGUCUCAUUAACACAACCAGAACCAUCAGGCUUGCAAAUUCUGCAGGGCAAGUUAAUGGCAAGCAAAGAUAUGCAGUUAACAGUGUUUCCUUUGUUCCAGCGGACACUCCUCUGAAACUUGCCGACUAUUUCAAAAUUGGAGGAGUUUUUCGCAUUGGAAGCAUAUCCGAUAAUCCUUAUGGCGGAUGGAUAUACCUUGACACUUCAGUUAUGAAUGCUGACUACAGGGCUUUUAUUGAGAUUAUAUUUCAGAACAAUGAAGACAUCGUACAGAGCUGGCAUCUUGAUGGCUACUCUUUCUUUGUUGUUGGUAUGGACGGAGGGCAAUGGACAGCAGCUAGUAGGAAGGGAUACAACCUGCGUGACGCAGUUUCACGUUGUACCACUCAGGUGUAUCCUAAAUCGUGGACUGCCGUUUAUGUGGCACUUGACAACGUAGGAAUGUGGAACUUGAGGUCGGAGUAUUGGGCAAGACAGUACCUUGGACAACAGUUUUACUUGCGUGUAUACACAACCUCAACAUCACUCAGGGAUGAAUACCCGAUCCCCAAGAAUGCACUCCUCUGCGGUAGGGCAAGCGGCCGAAGCACUCGACCCCUGUAAGUUAGCAUAGAAUAAAGAAUCCAGAGUUGGGUAGAGAAAACCUGUCCAACUUAGGUCGAUGAAGAUGAUUGAAGAGUAGAAUUUUACCUCCUAAUCUUUUUACUUGGGCCAUUAAAUUGUGCUUAUGUGAACUUCGUAGCAUGUAUUAGUAGACCUCAGCUCGAGGUCGCAAAUUCUUUCUUACUAUAGAUUUGUAUUCCCAUUGUUCUAAUUGUUCAAGUUUCAACCAUUUAUUAUUAUUUGAGACAGCAUUGUUAUGUUUUUCUUAAUCAAAAAAAUUUAAGCUUUGGCAAGAAUUCAGCCAAAUUUUUUUGUUUCUAAUGGAAUAUGGGCUUCAACUUUCAAAAUUGUUGAUAGAACUAUUUUGAAAUGCAAGGAGCAUGGAAAAUUCAACAAAGUUAAAAGAGCAGCACUUGAACCAAAAUGAAACAAUCUCCCGUUUCCAAUUUAUAUCAAGGAUUCAAAACUUUCGCAAAGACAUCGGAUACUAGAAUUCAAAUGUCAAAUUUGUGGAGAUUUUGAGGUUUCAAUUUCUGUUCUUUUUUUUUUUUUUAAUUUAAAUACUAGUAAGUAGGAACAUACAAAAGAAUGUUGAGUGUUAGUUAAACUAAUCUUGUAAUAAGAUCACAUA
Durio zibethinus is the source of this 3295-nucleotide messenger RNA. RefSeq names its product L-ascorbate oxidase homolog. The record is from RefSeq and is a predicted model, not a curated record. NCBI's taxonomy places the organism in Eukaryota, Viridiplantae, Streptophyta, Magnoliopsida, Malvales, Malvaceae. Gene Ontology annotation, molecular function: oxidoreductase activity; copper ion binding.